UGUGUUAAUAUAAACAAUACUAGUAACAAAGGGGAAUAUAACUGGAAGAAAGAAUAUGAGGAUUUUGAAGAAGAAAGUAUUGCCGAGGAAUCAGGCAUGGAUGAACAAGAAGAGAAGAAGACGAGAGAGAUCUAGAGAAGAUGAUAGAUCACAACCAAACCAUAUUCCUCUUGAUAUAACCUUGGGGAUACUCUCCAGACUUCCUGCAAAAUCGAUCCUGAGAAACCGAUGUGUCUCGAAGCUGUGGUCUUAUUCUAUCAAACUUCCGAGUUUUAUCAACUCGUUCGCAUCUCGGUCCACUUCACGAUCGCCGACUCUUCUGGUCACCAUCUCAUCAGGUUCAGGAAAAUAUGUUUUCUCGUUUCCUCAACACCAGAUUCCUGACGGGACGAUUUGUUCUCCAUUCUAUAGUUAUCAAAUAGCAAACUUAGAUUGGAAAUAUUCCCUAUCCAACAGCAUCCAUGGAUUGAUUUUAACAUCCGUAUUCAAGAUUUGGAACCCAGCCUUGAGACAGUUUUUAGCCUUUCCACAUCCUGAUAAAUACGUCUCGAGUCGACACGCGUCGUCUUAUUUGGGCUACGAUCCUUUGGAAGGUAAAUACAAAGUACUAUUUUUCAUGUCGACAAUCAAAUGUACUGAUCAGCCUCGGGUUCUUACGUUGGGAACUCAAGAAUCAUGGAGAAUAAUAACCAAAGGACGUUGCCCUAUGCAUCGCCCAUGUGGACAUGGGCGAUGCUUCAAUGGGAUUCUGUAUUAUAGAGCUUGCCUUGAUGGUGAUAGUCAAUGUAUCAUAAUGAGCUUUGAUGUCAAAUCUGAAUACUUCAAUAUUAUAAAUUAUCCGGAGGGCCGCUCUUGUUCCUCGUUUCAUAUGAUACCCUAUGAAGGAAGGCUAGCUUUAGUUACUUAUGAUCAUCCGUAUGAUGAUGUUGAACUCAAUAUUUUGAAAGAUGCACAUGGACACAUAUGGACACGUGAACGCUAUGUUCUUCAUUUACCAUAUGAGAGCAUACGGAGGGACUUGAUAUAUUUCGUGGGUACUACAGAUGCUGGUGAGUAUGCUUUUGCUCCGCAUGGUGUCUAUGAAGCCUUUUAUAUUAUAUAUUUCGAUCCGAGGAGAAACAGUACUAGAAAAGUACUUUUUGAAAGAAAUUUGGAUGAGUUUAGACGCCGUUGUGGACUUGAUAGCGACGACUACUUCACCAUGCAAGUUUACCCAAAUCACAUCGAGAGUCUCUUUUCUUUAUAGAGCAACCACCUUCGGUGCUCAACGCUCUCCAGUGAUUUUCUUAUGUUUUAUGUACCUUCAUGUUCUUCAGUGUUACUUUGUUCCUUUUGAUUCACUGAGUUCAUGUCUAUUCAUUACUUAGAUUUUCUCUUAUGCCAUUUCUUACUGAGAUUUUGCACUAGAAUACUGACUCAACGAUUAAAGGGGAUAUUCCUUAUUGCUUCAAUGAUUCUAAAAUAAUGGGAAUCACCUAUAAAAUAUUCUUAUUUGUUUAAACCAUUAAGAUCUGUAUUUUCCCUUCUAAUAUAUAGCCAAGAACACGUUUUAUUCCAACAGUGCCAAACACAAAGCAUGAAAUUUUCCUAAAGUAAAUAUAUCGGUUGAAACACAAAGAAUACAACAGCUAGUUAAUAUGUGGUGUUUCGAAGUUUCUCAAAACUUCACUUUGGGUGGUGGUAUUGAAGUUUCGAUCGAUUUAGCAUGUGUUAUUAUGUUGUGAUGGGGUUCAUAUAUUCUGAAAGAUGCACAUGGACACGAAUGGACGCAUCAACGCUUUCUAGGUGUACCUUGUAAGAGCGAAUGGAGGAUUCAUACAAGUAUCAUGGGUAUUAUUAGUGAUGCUGGUGAGCUCGUUUCUAAGUUAUUCUAAUGUUUUUAACCAUUUAUUUGCUUUGUCCAAUUAUUUAUAGUCAACUUUAAAAUAAAAAUUAUUAAAAAGUGCGUCUAAUAUUUUUAUAUUAUCUGGAAAUAGGUUCGGAUAUUCUUUAAAAAUAUUGGUAUAUAAUUAUCUUCCAAUUUUUCUUUAAUAGCUAAAAUAUAUGAUUGAUCAAUUAUCUUCCAAUUUUUCUUUAACUAGGUAUUUUACCCGCGAUGCGGGCUUAAACAUUUUCAUAAAUUUUUGAAAAGUUCUUUGUAUACUAUUCUAGUUAUAUUGUGUUUUCCAAAAAGAAUUCUUGCGAUCAAUUUAGUAUCAUCUAAGCAUUGUCUACUCUCGAAUAUAUAAAUAUAUAUAUUUCUGAACAAUUAAAUAUUAAAAUAUUUUAGUAGUAUAAUUUAAACUUGGGUCUCUAGUAAAAAAAAACUUGUUUCCAAUUUAUGUAAAGAAUAUUAUUUUUUUGAAUGAACAAAGAUUUAAGGAUGGUUAUUGUUUUAAGAACAUUAACUUGUUAUUUCUGAACAAUUAAAUAUUAAAAUAUUUUAGUGUUAUACUUUAAACUUGGGUCUCUAGUCAAAAAACAAAACUUCUUUCCAAUUUAUAUAAAGAAUAUUUUUUUUUGUGAAUGAACAAAUAUUUAAGGAUGGCUAUUAGCAAAUAAAUGUUUGAGAACUUUCAUUUUUUUUUUGAGAUUCUACUGCUAUAAUAGUUUAAGGGUUUUUGAAAUAGUACUAAUUAAUUGUUAUUGAUUCGAAGAUUUUCAAAUUUCAUCAAAAUUCUUUAUUUAUUUAUGAUAAUAGUUUUUCAUUCUAUUUUAACAAAAUUUAACUUUAUUAAAAUAUAAUUUCCCUUUUUUAUUCAUAAGAUACAACUUUUAAAAUAUUUUGACAAUUAAAAUAAUGGAUGGAAGAUUUAAAAUCCGCUAUGUAAUUUGUAUUUGAAUAUCACAACAACAACUUACAUAGCGGUAGAGUUUAGGUCUUUUUAGCUUUAAGUUUUGAGAUUAUUUUUUAGUGUUUAGGGUUGGUAGAGUUUUAGCGUUAGAUGAGAUUUAUAGUUAGGUUUAUGUAGGGUUUUAGGGUUAGAUUUAGGCAGGAUUUAGAGUUAGCAGGGUUUAGGGUUAGGUAGGGUUUUGGGUUAGAAAGGGUUUAGGGUUAGGUACGGUUUUUAGGGUUAGGCAGGGUUUAGGGUUAGGAAGG
This is a messenger RNA of Brassica rapa (field mustard), 3079 nucleotides long. Its product is annotated as putative F-box protein At1g50870. NCBI's taxonomy places the organism in Eukaryota, Viridiplantae, Streptophyta, Magnoliopsida, Brassicales, Brassicaceae. Gene Ontology annotation, molecular function: protein binding. The record is from RefSeq and is a predicted model, not a curated record.